AUGUGAGCGGGGGAGUGUGUUUGCUCCUCCAGCAGCCGCUGCCAAACAGAAAUAGACUGCUGCCAUAUCCUGAGUUAGACAUGGCCGCGACCGGAGUUCUCCCCUUUAUCAGGGGAGUAGACCUAAGUGGGAAUGACUUUAAGGGGGGUUAUUUUCCAGAGCAUGUCAAGUCUAUGACCAGCUUGCGAUGGCUGAAGCUCAACAGAACGGGGCUUUGCUAUCUUCCAGAGGAACUGUCCUCCCUGCAGAAACUGGAGCAUUUGUCCGUGAGUCACAACAGCCUGACGACGCUGCAUGGAGAGUUGUCAAGUCUUCCCAACCUGAGGGCGGUUGUGGCCAGAGCAAACAACCUAAAGAACUCUGGUGUUCCUGAUGAUAUUUUUCAGCUGGAUGAUCUUUCUGUGCUGGAUCUGAGCUACAACCAACUAACAGAAAUCCCUCGGGAUUUGGAGAACUCCAGAAACAUGUUGGUCUUAAACCUCAGUCACAAUAGCAUUGAUAACAUACCAAAUCAGCUGUUCAUUAACCUCACUGAUCUGCUGUACCUGGACCUAAGUGACAAUACUUUAGACAGUCUGCCGCCUCAGAUGAGACGCUUGGUCCAUUUGCAGACCCUCAUACUCAAUAAUAAUCCACUCAUGCACGCACAGCUGAGGCAGUUACCUGCUAUGGUGGCCCUUCAAACCCUUCAUUUAAGGAACACUCAGCGUACUCAAAAUAAUAUGCCCACGAGUCUGGAGGGCCUCACCAACCUAGCAGACGUGGACCUGUCCUGCAAUGAUCUGUCUCGGGUACCAGAAUGCUUGUAUUCGCUGACUAAUCUCAAACGGCUAAAUCUGAGCAGCAAUCAGAUAUCUGAACUGUCACUGUGCAUAGAUCAGUGGACCAAACUCGAGACGCUCAACCUUUCUAGGAAUCAGCUCACAUCCCUGCCUUCUGCCAUUUGCAAGCUGUCUAAGCUGAAGAAGCUGUAUGUGAACUCGAACAAAAUGGAUUUUGAUGGGCUUCCAUCUGGUGUGGGGAAAUUGUCCAACCUGGUUGAGUUCAUGGCUGCAAAUAAUAAUUUGGAGCUUGUUCCAGAGGGGCUUUGCAGGUGUGGAAAAUUGAAAAAGCUGGUUUUGAACAAGAACCGGCUUGUGACAUUACCAGAGGCCAUUCAUUUCCUCACUGCCCUAGAGGUUUUGGAUGUCCGUGAGAAUCCAAAUCUAGUAAUGCCCCCUAAACCAGUGGACAGGACAGCUGAGUGGUACAACAUAGACUUCUCAUUGCAGAACCAACUGCGAUUGGCUGGUGCGUCUCCAGCCACUGUGGCAGCAGCUGGUGGAGGAAAUAGCCCAAGAGACCAUAUGGCCAGAAAAAUGAGGCUAAGGAGACGCAAGGACUCAGCCCAGGAUGAUCAGGCUAAACAGGUGCUGAAGGGAAUGUCAGAUGUGGCUCAGGAGAAGAACAAAUCCAUUGAGGAGAAUGGAGACUUGAAAUACUCUGAUCUGAAAACCAAACGAUGGGACAAGAACCUGGAGAAACCGCAGCUGGAUUACUCUGAGUUCUUCAUGGAGGAUGUGGGCCAUAUCCCUGGUGUUGCGGUUUGGCAGAUUGAAAACUUUAUACCCAUCCAGGUGGACGAGGCCUUCCAUGGGAAGUUCUAUGAGGCAGACUGUUACAUUGUUCUCAAGACGUUCUUAGAUGACAAUGGAGCCCUGAACUGGCAUAUCUAUUACUGGAUCGGGCAGGAAGCUACCCUUGAUAAGAAAGCCGGCUCUGCCAUCCAUGCUGUCAACCUCCGUAAUUAUUUGGGUGCUGAGUGCAGGACUAUCAGAGAGGAGAUGGGAGACGAGAGUGAAGAAUUUACUGCAGUGUUCAACAAUGAGAUUUCUUAUAUUGAGGGUGGAACUACCAGUGGAUUUUACUCAGUAGAGGACACUCAAUACCCAACCAGGUUGUACAGGGUUUAUGGGAAAAAGAACAUCAGAUUAGAAUCUGUGCCUCUGAAAGCAUCCUCACUCGACCCCCGGUUUGUCUUUUUGUUGGACACUGGUCUUGAGAUAUUUGUUUGGAGAGGAGGCAAUGCAACACUUGGUGGGACUACAAAAGCAAGGUUAUUUGCUGAGAAGAUCAACAAAAAUGAGCGAAAAAGCAAAGCAGAGAUUACAACUUUGAUGCAGAAUCACGAACCUCCAGAGUUCUGGGAAGUUCUUGGGGGACAGCCUGAGGAAAUCAAGAAACAUGUCCCAGAUGACUUCACUCCUGUUCGACCCAAGCUCUAUAAGGUUGGUUUGGGCUUGGGAUACCUUGAACUUCCUCAGAUCAACUACAAACUCUCUGUGGAGCACAAGGACAAGCUCAAGCUAGAUGUGGUUCCAGAGCAAAGACUGGUAAUGCGGAGUUUAGACUGCUCUGAUGAUCAGAGCUGCAGAGGACCUCUUGGGAUCAGGAGGUGCUCCAAUGAGAAGGGUUACUUUGCUGUAUCAGAGAAGUGCUCAGACUUCUGUCAAGAUGACCUGGCCGAUGACGACAUCAUGCUUUUGGACAAUGGGAAAGAGGUUUACAUGUGGGUUGGCACACAGACAAGCCAGGUGGAGAUUAAACUGAGCUUGAAGGCUUGUCAGGUCUAUAUUCAGCACAUGAGGUCCAAGGAUGCAGAGCACCCCAGAAAACUGCGCCUGGUGCGCAAGGGCAACGAGCCUCACUGUUUCAGCCGCUGUUUCCACGCAUGGAGCGCCUUCAAGACCGCUCCUGCAUAAACCAGCCUCACACAGUCUGUCUGAAUACAGUUUGAGCUGUAGGGUUCAGAAAACAACACCACUCACAACAGACCAUACAUUAUUAAAGUGCACUACAUCACUCUUUAAAAAGCUCACAUAUAUAUAUAUAUUUGCUAAUUGAAGCAAUAUUAUUGAAUUUUAUAUUUAUGUGUAGAUUUGAAAUCAAAGGAAGACCUGUCUAAAUGAUACAGCACUUGGGUAAGCGUUACCUCAAGAGAUCAAAUGCUGUAUUCCUUAAGGGAUGUUUUAAGAAGAACAUAUCUGUUGAGGGAGAGUCUACAUUUUUUAACCAUCUGGCUGCACAAGUGUUGUGAAUUGUCAUACCCGUUUACAUUUUCUAAGUUUUGCAGCGGUUAUUUUAAAGACAACUCCUUAUAUCAUUUGUCUGGGUUACACUUUUCAUGUUUUAUUCUGUAGAUGCAUAUCACAUACUGCCAAAACUUAGAGUUAUUGAAAGCACAACACCUAUGUCUGUUUCAGAUAUCACCUAAACAAGCUGCUGAUUUGGUGCCUCACACACUAGAUUAUUAUUUUUUUUGCCUUUGAAUGUUUCUUUCUAUUAGCUUGAUUUGUUUUACUGCUUCACUUUUGGGAUGUUGACUCUGAUGCCAAUGCUGAUGGAAUAAUGAAUUGCAGUUUAUGUGGGAUGUAUUUUCAGUUAUUUACGUGUCCGAAUGAGAAUUUGUGCUUUUAUGCCCUUAAACUGCCCCGUACAUCUAUACCAAUGCA
This is a messenger RNA of Sinocyclocheilus grahami, 3491 nucleotides long. Its product is annotated as protein flightless-1 homolog. The coding region runs from base 81 to 2741 and encodes 886 amino acids. Gene Ontology annotation, molecular function: phosphatidylinositol-4,5-bisphosphate binding; actin filament binding. Gene Ontology annotation, biological process: actin filament severing; barbed-end actin filament capping; myofibril assembly. The transcript is spliced from 23 exons. Gene Ontology annotation, cellular component: nucleus; cytoplasm; actin cytoskeleton. NCBI's taxonomy places the organism in Eukaryota, Metazoa, Chordata, Actinopteri, Cypriniformes, Cyprinidae. The record is from RefSeq and is a predicted model, not a curated record.